This is a messenger RNA of Macrosteles quadrilineatus (aster leafhopper), 11595 nucleotides long. RefSeq names its product cubilin-like. Gene Ontology annotation, molecular function: calcium ion binding. The record is from RefSeq and is a predicted model, not a curated record. Lineage: Eukaryota; Metazoa; Arthropoda; Insecta; Hemiptera; Cicadellidae. Bases 23 to 11482 code for a protein of 3819 amino acids. The transcript is spliced from 69 exons.
UGUGCUUGCAGCUGUCAAUGCUAUGCAUUACAACAUACAGGAGAGAUUUGAGAGGGGUUCCACUUUGGACAAAGCCAUGGCUGAUAUGUCCUGGUGCCUGUUGAUUACUUUGCUAUUUGUUAAGUCAUCUGUUACACACAACGAUCCCUACCAUGACCAGCCCAAACUACUCACGGAAAACGGGAACCUUAUAAUCAUGGCAGGAGCUGACAAAAAUAUCACCUUGAAGACGUCCGGAAACGGCUAUGUGAACCUCAACAAUGAAAAUCUUCUGCAGAUAGCGACCACGGCUCGUCAAGCUGCAGACACAGUGGUUCGAUUCCGGCAGAACUCUGAGGGAAGAAUGGAAACUCGUCUAAGCUCACUUAACCGUCUGGUCACCGGACCUCAAGGCUUAUCUGCGAGAUUGAGAACUCUGGAACGAACAAUGUCUGGAGGAAAUGGAACAACCACACCAUUUGCAUCUGGAACAACUAGAUCCAGCAACAUCCGAAUCAACCGUUUGGGAACCAGGGUAAGGACUGUUGAAGUUCAACUGCGAAACUUGCGCAACUUGCUGACAGUAGACGAGUGCCUCAGCAACCCAUGUAGGAACGGAGGAACAUGUCAGGACAUGUACAACGGGUUUAUAUGCAACUGUCCGACAAACUGGCAGGGAAAGCUAUGUGAUGAAGAUGUGAAUGAAUGCGCCAUGUUUGCCGGAACCGAGUCUGGAUGCAGGAAUGGAGCGACUUGUUUGAACAAGCCCGGUUCGUACGACUGUGUUUGUGCAGACGGUUGGUUUGGACUGCAUUGCACCCUUCGCGUGAACGACUGCACAGCGACCGACAGCGCACAGCUGUGUGGACAUGGAAUCUGUGUAAAUCAAGGGGGCACAGGCAGAGGCUACACUUGUAUCUGUAAUGAGGGUUGGACUACUGAUCUCGCCCAUUCCUGCACUGUAGACAUUGAUGAGUGUCAAGCGAAGCGAUAUCCGUGUUCUCAUGAUCCUCUGGUGCAGUGUAUUAAUCUACCAGGGUCUUAUCAUUGUGGAUUUUGCCCACCUGGCUUCACUGGUAACGGAUUUCAAUGCACAGACAUCAAUGAGUGUGAAACUAACAACGGAGGCUGCAGUCUUGUCCCGAGAGUCACUUGCCACAACACAAAGGGAUCCCACAUCUGUGGACAGUGUCCUCCCGGGUAUUCAAGGGAUGGAAUGGUCUGUACACCUGUCGCUGGAGGGAGAUGUAGCUUCAACAAUGGUGGAUGCUACCCGAUGGCUAGGUGCUUUGAAAAUGCAGGCAUUGUCAGCUGUAUGUGCCCUGAUGGGUACGCAGGAGAUGGUUACGGUCCAGCUGGUUGUAGUCCUUCCGCAAUGGCUGUACAUCCUUGCCACGCCAGACCGUGCAAGAACGGCGGAACUUGUGUGGAGGUUGGCUCAAGAGCAGUGUGUAACUGUCAUCCCCACCUGACUGGCGCUGACUGUAGUGUGGUGAUGUAUGCCACUUGCACUCCUAACCCCUGUGUGAACAACGGCACCUGCACCAUACAAUAUGUAGCAGGUGCGUCCACGGCCAGGUGUACCUGUCCUCAGGGAUUUGAGGGAGAGAGGUGCGAAACUGUUAGUGGUGAUUGUGGAGGAACGUUUUAUCAAGACUCGGGAGUACUUCAGGUUCCCACUGGAAAUAUGGUUCAGAAAUAUCCCAAUGGAAAGCUCUGCACUUGGAUCAUAGAAGUGUCAUCAAACAAAGUUGUCCAAGUCAACUUUACUGAGCUUGUCAUGGACCCUUCUGAGAACUGUGAAAGAAAUUACAUCAAGAUACACCAACCAACAGCCACAAAUCCAGUCAACUUUGACCAACGCAUCUGUCACACUGGUCUAUUGCCCAAGGUCACAAGUGUCUCAAACAUGGUCAGGAUUGAAAUGUUCACAACAACAGGCAUUCAAGAGAAUCGGUUCAAACUUACUUGGAAAGCUGUUGAACCAGCCUGUGGAGGAGAGUUUCAAGUAGUGACCCAUGGGACCAUACAGUCCCCCGGAUAUCCCCACAACUAUCCGGCUAACCAGGACUGUGAGUGGAGAAUCAAAGGUCCUCCGGGAAAGCGAAUACAGGUGUUGUUCAACAACAUUGAUUUGGAGCCUUCCACCGACUGUUCCAAGGAUUUCCUCAGACUGCAAGAGUUUGAAAAUGAUGAGCCCAGCAACCUACUGGCUCAGUUCUGCAACAGCUCCACCCCUGCGCCGAUCACUACUCACCACUCGGCGGCCUACUUCAUCUUCCACUCGGACAGCGCCGGCUCUGGCUCCGGCUUCCGGAUCACUUACACGCUUGUUGAUGGCUGUGGAGGGGUUUUGACAGCAGGUAAGGGUGACAUCAGCCCUCCUAUGGGACACAAUCACAGGUACUUGAGUGAGCAAGAUUGUGAGUGGAGAAUACAACUGCCUCUGGGCGACAAGAUCAACAUCGUCUUCAACAGUUUUGACCUUGAGGACCGGACGGACUGUGAUGACUAUGUUGAGUUGAGGGAUGGCCUGCUAGCCACGUCUCCCCUGGUAGGACGUUGGUGUGGAUCUACAGUACCUCCACCUUACACCACAUCGGGCAACACUCUCACUGUCAUCUUUCAUUCAGACUUUGUCAUUGAGGGAGACGGCUUUACUCUCCACUAUGAUACAGUUUGUGGAGGCGAGUUUACUGCGCGCUCUGGAGAGAUCUGGAGUCCCAACUACCCCCAGCCCUACUCUGCAGAGCGGAUGUGUGUGUACAUCAUCAGCACUCCUCCCAGUACUGCUAUACAACUCCACUUCCAGGACUUUGAGCUGGAAAAGCUCGGAGAGUCGUGUGACUACGACUACUUGGAGAUUCGUGAUGGUGACAACGCAAACUCUACAUUGGUUGGAAAGUUCUGCGGAGGAGAUGCACCACCUGAUGUGAUAUCUACACACAAUUACUUGUACAUUACACUUACGGUUGACUCUUCCUACCAACAACGAGGAUUCCUUGCUAAUUAUUCAACAAUCGAUUUGCCUUGUGGUGGUAUACUGAAGCAGACGACGGGUGUGUUUUCCGCGCCCCAGACAGAGGACGGGUACCCACCCAGCACCUUGUGUCACUGGGUCAUCUCUGCUCCGCCCGGCUGGGUGGUGCAGCUCGGUUGGCUGUCCUUUCACUUGGAGUACUCACGAGACUGUGCCAUGGAUGCGGUUACCAUCUACGAGAACAACACUGAGACCGGCAACAGCACGCUUCUAGACAGGUACUGUGGAUUAAAACUUCCCCCAACAACUGUGAGCACUACUAACCUGGUCACUGUAACGUUCCAUUCAGACGACAGCGUUCACAGGGAAGGCUUCACUGCGCAUUAUGUCAUGGUGGACCAGCGGAAAGUUUGCGGAGGUACCAUCCGAUCAGUAAGUGGGUCGAUUGCAACACCAAACUAUCCAGAAGAUUAUCCUGACAACAAAGAGUGCAUUUGGAUCAUCCACGUACCUCAAGGCCGGCAGAUAAAACUCAGAUUUGAAUCUCUUGACAUUGAAAAUACUUCACCUAGUUGCGCCUAUGACAGUUUAACCAUCAGGAAUGGAUUGCACGAGACCUCACCAAUUGUUGGCAAGUACUGUGGUAAAAUGACGCCUCCUGAAGUUACAUCUCUCACUAACGGACUCUGGAUACACUUCAGCUCAGACAGAUCCGCAACCUACAAAGGGUUCAGGGCUACUUGGGACGCGGCUACCACUGGGUGUGGGGGUAUUCUCACCAGCCCCUCUGGUACGCUGUAUUCCCCCAACUACCCUCAGGGCUAUGACAGGUUUGCUGAAUGCUUCUUCAAGAUCUCGAUCUCCCAAGGAAGCAAAGUACGGCUUUCCAUCGUGGAUCUGGACUUAGAAGUGCACUCUCGUUGUAUUCUUGACUACAUCGAGGUGUUUGAUGGACUGGACCACAGAGCCAAAUCCCUCGGCAGGUAUUGCAGCCCAGCUCAUCCUACUCAUAUAGAAGCCUCUCAUGAGCAGAUGUACAUCAAGUUUAAGUCAGAUAUCAGCAACUCAGGCCGUGGAUUCCACCUUAAAUACGACACAGACUGCAAUGUAACGCUGAGGAGCCACCACGGCGUGAUCGAGUCGCCCAACUACCCUGGAAACUACGAGUCCAACGCCAACUGUAUGUGGAUGAUCCAGGCACCCUUGGGUAACAAGAUCAACAUCAGCUUCGUCCACCUGGAGUUGGAGGAGAGCAGUCGACCUUAUGCACCUCCGGGGACCAAACUGCAAGAUUGCAGAUACGACUUUGUAGAGAUACUGGAAGGCACUCAGAAUCGUACACCCACCACAUCUCUGGGUCGAUUCUGUGGCAACGCUCUUCCACCGCUGAUCUCUUCUACAUUGGAUCAAGUUUACGUUCACUUUAUCACCGAUAACACCUUCGAACGAACAGGUUUCCACUUGGAAUGGGUGGUGAAUGGUUGCGGAGGAACAUUCCGUGAUCGUCCGACGGGAAAGUUCACCAGCCCCAACUAUCCCAACGGAUACCCUCUAGAUGUGGAAUGUGUGUGGAAAAUCAUUGCACCUUGGGAAAAGAGCAUCGAGAUUACAAUCUCCGAGCUUCAUGUGGAGGACAGUCACUUGUGCGGCAAUGACUUCAUUGCAAUAUACAGUGGUGAGGAUGAAACUUCUCCACUUCUAUUAAAGGCGUGUCACCUUCAGACCUCUCCAAUCAUCACCACAACCUCCAGCAACCAUGCAUUUAUCAGGUUCCAGUCUGACAUAUCCAUCAGCGGUCGAGGGUUUUCUGCCACGUAUAGGUUUGUCGAUUCCAAAUGUGGUGGUAAGUUCACUGCACCCUUCGGUACGAUCCACUCGCACAACUACCCCAAGAACUAUGAUAACCACGACGACUGCGAGUGGUUGAUACAGGUACAGCCCAACCACCUCAUCAACCUCACGUUCACUGACUUUGACCUGGAGGUUUCACGUGAGGACACGACCACAGACUUUGUCAAAGUUUACGACGGAGACUCUAUCAAUGAUCCAGUGUUACUAACACACAGUGGCAAUGUUCUGCCUCAACCUGCUUAUGUCAUCUCUACCAGCAACUCACUACUCGUCCGGCACAAAGCUGACGGAUCACUGACCGCCAAGGGGUUCAGCGCUAUGUAUUCCCUCGCCUGUGGAGCUCGUAUUUCUGCUAAUGGCUCAGGCACAUUCACUCUAGACCACGUAGUAAGCGGUUCUCAUCCUGGAAAGGAAGACUACAGCCCAAACUGCACAUGGUACAUCAUUGCAGAAGAUCCAGCGGAUAAGAUUCUGCUAACAUUCACAUACUUUGACACGAGUCCAAAUCAUGAAAACACGGAGGAGGACUGUUCGUACAACUACGUGGCCGUGCACGACGGAGAUGACACUAAUGCCACCACAGUGCUGCGGCAGUGCGGCACCAAACUGCCGACACCUGUGAGAAGUAGCGGAAGCGCACUGACUGUACAGGCGGUUAGCCUGUCCUCUGGGGGACCUCUGGGCACCUUCGAAGCAAUGUGGUCCACAUUGUCUACUGCCUGUGGUGGGGAGUUGACUUCAGAGCAGGGAGAGAUUGCUUCACCAAACUGGCCUGAUGGAUAUCCACCCAAUGCUGACUGUGAGUGGGAGCUCAAGGCCAGUAUAGGCAAUAAAGUGUCUCUGACUUUCAUGAAAUUUGACCUCGAGGAAAGUGAGUUCUGCAAUACGGACUAUGUUGAGGUGCGUACCAAUUCCAGUAGUGGUCCACUACUAGGAGUGUUCUGUGGCUCGGAACUUCCUCUCAACAUCACACCUUCGGCCAACUCUCUCUGGAUCAGGUUCCGCAGUGACAACCUCAAUACCGCCAAAGGCUUCCUUGCUGAGUACAGUCUAGUUCACGGGAACGAACUGGCUGGUGAGGAGGGACAAAUAGCCUCUCCUAUGUAUCCUCGACCUUACAUCCAGAGCGGGAAGUUCAAGUGGACCAUUAUAGUUUCCAACACCAAGGUAGUCCAAAUUACCUUCAGUGACUUCUACAUGGACCAGUAUGGCAGAGAAGGCUGCUAUAUGUCUCUUCAGGUGUUUGACGGACCUGAUGUUACUUCUCCCUCCCUGCUAGAGGUCUGCGGAGCGUUCCUACCCACCCCUGUCACCUCCACUUCCAACGUCGUCACUGUCACAUUCAACAACGACCCCUGGCAUCGUGGCUCCGUCUUCUUGUUGUCUUGGAAAGCUGUCUCCCCAGAGACAAAGGCGGAAAACACUUCUAUGGAAGAAAACCUGGGCUGUGGGAAGCUGAUUCACUUGAGUCCUGCCAACAACUCUGACAUCUUCACCACUCCGGGCUAUCCUAAAAAAUACGACAGUGGCUUGACAUGUGACUGGAUCGUUGAUACCAGUCCUGGCUUCCAUAUUGAGCUAAAGUUUACUGCGUUUGAUCUGGAAGAGUUUGAAGAUUGUGAUGCAGACUCUGUUACAUUAUAUACGGAAUCUUCCGACACUGGUGGAUGGAAGGCCAUCUCUCAACAAUUGUGUCUACCCAACACGACAGAUAUGGUAUUUUUGGCGGAUAGAAAAAUGAAGAUACAUUUUGAGUCUGAUCAUUCAGCUGAAAAGACUGGAUUCUCCGCUAAGGUCUCCACUGAAUGCGGAGGCAUUUUGACUGGCCCCAAUGGAGUUUUGGACACCUCGCACAUCAAAGGAAAUAUGACCACAAACAAAAUAACUUGUGACUGGGAGAUAAGAGUUCGGUCAGGCCGAACAAUCAAAUUCACUUUCUCCGAGUUUGACUUGCCAAAACUAGGACAAGAUUCUUGCAUUACUAAUUUCAUAAUGAUUCGCAAUGGAGGCUACAAAGACUCCCCUCCGCUCGGACAGACCAAGUACUGCGGAGACAUAGUUCCUUUAGUCCCAGAGACGUCUUCUAACAGAGCCUAUAUUUCUUAUAGUGCUAGACCUAGCGCUCCGGGUAUAGUCCUCCAAUAUGCAGAGGUGGAUUAUGAUUGCCGCCAUGAGAUCAAGCUGGGCACUAUGACCAACUUUUCUAUCAGUUCACCCAACUACCCGCAGCCUCCGUCGACACCCCAUAUCACUUGUACAUGGGUCGUCACUGCACCCCCGGGAGAAGCCGUCACGCUGGACUUUGUCAACAGAUUCGAUCUCAAGUAUGCACCAAGCUGUAAUCUAGAGUACAUUGAAAUACAUGACGGAGGCUCUGAAUUGUCCCCACUGUUGGGGAAAUGGUGCACGGGAACCCCACCGAGUCAGACCACAACCCGAAACAGAAUGUACAUCAAGUACUUUACGGAUACAGACACGCCGAACAAUGGUUUUGGUGCUAUCGUUAGAAUCGCUACCUGUGGAGGGACAUAUUUUGACAAGAGCUCGGUGACACUGUAUUCACCAAAGUACCCCUACAGUUACCUGCCAGACUUAUCCUGCACUUGGAGAAUUGUGGGGAGCAAUAUGGACACUCAGCUGACCUUCAACGUCUCAGAGCUGCUGCUGGGAGAAGAUAGUGAUAACUGUAGCAACGGUGAUGAUUAUAUAGAAAUUGACAACAUCAAUCCACUCUUCAACAGUGUGGACAAAGACUCUCCGAACCCACCCCCAACAAAGCUUUGUGGACGACAUCUGUCCAUUCCAAAUGGAACUGCCUUGAUACCUCCCAGCAGUUCGAAUGAAGUGUUUGUUCGAUUCCACUCCAGCUCUCAAGCCAGUUACGCCAACAGGAAGUUUGCUAUCACUGUAUACGCACAUCGACAAACAGGAUGUUACCACGAGAUCAACGCAGAGUCGGGUGUGAUAGAGAGUCCGGGCUACCCCAACCCUCCGCCCAGACACACCUAUCUGUUCUGCUCCUGGAUCAUCACUGUGCCAGAGGGCCGCAGGGUGUCCCUCAAGAUAACAGACUUUGACCUGGAGCCCAAGGGAGUCAACUAUUGGAAUGAGUUUAAAGUUUCGUUCUACAGUGGAGGCACUUACAUGUCAGCUCUCUCUCCAGACUCUGGAAUUCCAGAGAAAACCAUAGAUUCCUUUGGCAACAAACUGAGAGUCAACUACUACGAGGACUCCAUCAGCGGUGCCCAUCGUGGAAUGAGAGCACAGUUCUCAUCGCUUUUACCUGAUGCUUGUGGAGGCAAGCUGGGUGACAGUGGUGAGGUGAGUUUUGACGCUGUCUCACACAACUACUCGUACUACUUCUGUGAGUGGACACACACCAAGAACCCUGCUGAGGCAGACAUCCCCUCAACCUUCACCAUCACCAUCACUGGAGUUCUGAACACCAGGAACUCUUCUGACACUACUCUGCCUUCCUACAGCAGUGCUAGUGACCAGCUCACUGUCUAUACUCAGACUGAUUCCAACCCAUAUUACUCUUUGCAAUUGAAUGAAGAACUGAAAUCACCAACAGUUGUUCGCAAUCCAUUCAUGAAAACAACAAUUACGGCCAAAAAGAGGACUCCGUAUCAGUGGCGAAACAAGCCCGUGACACCUUCGAAGGCAAAUUUGACCAUCAAGUUCAAAACUGACCCUUGUGGUGGAAUGUUGAACAUCUCUGAUCAGUUCAUACAAAGUCCUGGCUACCCUUCUGGCUACCCUGCCAACAUGGACUGUGCUUGGCUAGUUAAGCUGCAAAGUAAUGCACAGAUAAAGGUGGAGAUUAUAAAGCUAGAUUUGGACAUGGAUUGUGGCAAAGACUUUGUCCGUCUGUACAACGGAGGCAGCCAGUCCUCGCCACUUCUGACAGACACCCUGUGUGGAAACUCGCCUCCGACAACACUCAAGACUCAGGAUAACCUUCUGUUUGUGGAGUUCCACUCUGGCCCAGUGAAGAGCUCACAUGGAGGCUUCCAGAUCAAAGUUACUGAGGAUUUUACAGCUUGCGGAGGCAUUAUUCACCUGCCUACUGGGUCCCUGCAGAGUCCCAACUAUGGGACUGGCGACUACCCCAACAACACGGAGUGUGAAUGGACAGUAGUGUUGCCUCCUGGCUCUCACGCAGCUAUCUCACUGAAGGAUCGCUUCAACCUGGAGAACUCUACGGACUGCAAAAAUGACUACAUUCAGAUUUUUGAUUGGCAAGAAGAAAAUUGGAAACAAAUUGGUGGAAACAUUUGUGGUAGAGUCCCACCUACUGAUAUGAAGGCUUCAGGAAACAAAUUUAGAGUUUUGUUCCGUACAAAUCCUUCGAUUACUGGUGACGGUUUUAAGCUUUCAUGGCAGAAUUUAUGUGGGGGAAUAAUCCAUGUGACAGGCAAUGGUACCAUCGUUUCUCCUAACUACCCUAAGUCAUACUUUGGCGACUUGAACUGCAACUACACCCUCAUAGCUCCUAAGCUACGAAGUAUUUACGGUGUAUUCGAAGAUUUCGGUAUUGAAAAAGCAUACGAAGGUGAGCAGUGCAGGUUUGACAAUGUCACUAUCACCACGUUCUCGCCUGCCAAUAAUAUGUUGUCGUGGCUGAGGUCGGACGUACUGAGUCGCUGGGGCCAACAAUACUCCAAUGUCAAAGAGACAACCCACUGCGGCUCUGACAUCCCGGAACCUGUCUUCAGCAACGACAAACUCCAACUGCUCUUCAGAACCGACAAAUUUGUCAGCUUCAAAGGGUUUCUUUUCCGUUACUCAUUAAUCGAAUGUGGGGGUAAUGUUACCUCCCCCACCACCAUCAGCAGUCCUGAACGCUCAAGGAUGCUGCGAAGCUGUACCUGGUACAUUACUGCCCCUGAGGGAAAAGUGGUCGUCGUCAAGAUAAAAAAAUCAAACCUUGGUUUUGUAUCUUGCCAUGACAAUGGACUUAAACUGUAUGAUGGACACAAUAUCACAGAUAAAUCACAUCUCAUCCAAACAUUGUGUGGAUUUUUCGUCCCGAAGAAAUCAAGAUACGUGUCUUCUGAUAAUAAAAUGGCCAUACAUUACUUCUUUGGCGAGUACUCAUCGCUACUGACCUCAUUAACUCUAGGGUUUGAAGCUGCCAUUGGUUUUACAUUAGGUGAGAAGCAGAAGUGCGGCGGAACGAUCUACACAGCCAAUGUCACUUUGCCGUACAUCCUGCAGGCGCCUGAUGUAGACAGAGAUGGCAAAUACGAGCCGUUGUUGUCUUGUGAUUGGUUGAUACUUGCGCCUGAAGCCCAUCAGGUGCGGAUCAAGAUAGACAGGCUGGACGUUCAAAACUGUACUGAUGGCAAUAACACCUGCACAUGCGACUAUCUCGAGGUUCAUGACGGGGAAAAUGACGCCACCACCCUGAUAGAACGGUUCUGUGGGAACACGGCUGAACCCAACGUCUUGACUUCAUCCAUGGGAAGCCUAUUUGUACAUUUCUUCACCGACGGGGCAGUGCAAACCUCUGGUUUCCAAAUAUCUGUGACUUCUUUUGUUUCCCCUUGUGGAGUAACUGUGAGGAACGCAACGUCAGAAACUCAAGUGCUCGAGUCUCCCAGCUUCACUGGAGACCACAUUCAGAGCUGUCUGUGGUUGAUAAGCACCCCACGAGGCGGUGGAUUACUGACUGUACGAUUUACAUCUGUCAACAUUCCAUCCCCGUGCACCAACAACUACGUCACUCUCGUAGAAAAAGUCUUUCUUGUUAGAAACUUUCCGCUGCCCGAAUUCAAUAUAGGUUCAGGAGCUGAAUCUCGUACAGUGGGCACGCCAGUUAGAAUCUGUGGCAAUCGGACGACAGAUAUCACAAUGUCAGCUCGCUCAGUUCAGGUGAAAUACUCAACAAACAGAGCCGGACCACAUACAGGAUUCAAAAUGGAGUUCAAGAUGAAGAAGGAUUGUAACAGUAACCUGACCACUCCGUAUGGUAGAGUGGUGGCCAACAGCAUGUACCAGUUUAGUGACUCUUGCAACAUCAACAUAAGUCAGGCACAGUCCAACGUCACCAUUUCAUUGUACUUCAACACGUUCAUCUGUCUCUCUAUGGGAAACGCAAACACCGGGCUGAAAAUUUACGACGGUCCUAAUGAUCAGGCGGAAGAAGUGGCAAGUUACUGCACACCAUUCAAACGUCCAAAUCCAGUGUUUUCAAAGGGACCUUCAAUGUACUUAGUGUUCAACAACUUCAAGAAUGUAGCACGAUACGAUAUAACUUACACAACAACUGAUCAAGGUAGAGGAUGCGGUGGAAGGUUCAAUGAUAUACUUGGAAGUUUCUCUUCCCCACUAUAUCCCGCACCCUACAAGAAAGACUCUGCUUGUCGUUGGGACAUUACAGUACCACAUGGCAGUAAAAUAUACUUCAACUUUAUAUUUUUUGACAUCGGAGUAACAUCUACAUGCAGUACAAAUUAUAUUCAACUGUACGACGUUGACACGAAAACAGGAUUGGAAACUGUGCAUUCGCGAUACUGCGGGCAAGAGAAGCCAGCCGAGGUUGAGAUGACUGGUGACUCGGCCAUUGUUCGUUACUUCACUACGAGUCACAACAACGGCACAGGCUGGGUGCUUCAAUGGGCGACUCACUCCAAAUAUGAUAAAGGGUUUUCUUUUGCUUUACUCUAAACGAUUAUAGUUCCUGUAAUUAUGUUUUUCAAUGCUGAACAAUCAGUUUUAUGUAUAGCAUAAAUGUAAAAUAUUAUGAAUAUUUUUGUAUAGAUAAAAUAUUUGUAAAUAAG